Molecule: messenger RNA, 891 nt
Organism: Penaeus vannamei (Pacific white shrimp)
Lineage: Eukaryota; Metazoa; Arthropoda; Malacostraca; Decapoda; Penaeidae
Source: RefSeq, a predicted model, not a curated record
AUGAGCGUAUAUUUGGUGACGUUACAGAACUUUGCAAAUAUGUCAGAAGAUUACAUAUCAUUAUGUUCAUUAUACGAGAAACGGUUUCUUAAAGUUAACGACGGUGAUAAAGAUAUCGUCGCCAUUUCCAUUCCCAUUGCCAGUUCAAAAUAUGUGGGGUUGAAAUGUAAACGGUUACCUUCACAUAUACUGACUACAAGCCACUCUGGCUAUUCUGUACGUAUUAAUUACAUGGGAAAAUACAAUGGUGAUUAUAUCAAUUUAGCAGAGAAAUAUAACGAAGAUUCCGCAAGAAAUCCUAUCAUUCGCUACACAUUACGAACGUAUCUUAUGUAUGUUGAAACCCUUGGUCAGCUAAAUGGAAAGAGAUGCCUGAUACUUGAUGAGAAGUAUGAUUGUGGGUGUGAGUGUGCCCGUGUUUAUUGGGGGCGUGGCAGAGACAUUGAGGUGGAAGAUCCAGCCACGCCCCCCUGGCCUGAGUGGCUGACCUCUGGAGUUGGUCAUACCUGCCCUUUUUGUGGCAAGACCUUCCUGAAGAAGUUCAAUCUGGUGACUCAUGUGCGCAUCCACACUGGUGAAAGGCCUUUCCAGUGUCCUCACUGUCCAUACCGAGCCAACCACUGCUCCCAUCUGAAGUCUCAUGCUUGCCAUGAUGGAGGCGUUGUGAGUGGCAGUAGGAUACCACCUCCGUCAGGGUUUGGGGCAGAUGGGAAGCACCUCAGACUGACUUGCCCUUAUUGUGGGCACACCAGUCGGGACAGCUACGACUUGAAGAAACACAUAAGAACUCAUACUGGAGAGAAACCAUAUGCCUGUCCACAUUGCCAAUAUAGAGCAAGCACUAGUAGUAGCAUCAAGUCUCACAUGGACCGUCAUCAUUGGCAUCACUGA